This is a messenger RNA of Oryctolagus cuniculus (rabbit), 3608 nucleotides long. RefSeq names its product centrobin, centriole duplication and spindle assembly protein (gene CNTROB). The record is from RefSeq and is a predicted model, not a curated record. Gene Ontology annotation, biological process: centriole replication; mitotic cytokinetic process; regulation of cilium assembly. Gene Ontology annotation, cellular component: centriole; centrosome. NCBI's taxonomy places the organism in Eukaryota, Metazoa, Chordata, Mammalia, Lagomorpha, Leporidae.
GGGCAGUGGGCGGAGGCUGCCAACGGUUUUGAGUGUGGAGGACGGCGGGAGAGGAGGGGGCUUUGGUCUUUUGGGGCCGGGGCUCAGUGGUGGGGGAAAUCCCUGUUUCCACCUUGGCAAGUUGAGGCCUGAGGACCGGAGGUGUGGGGAGGAAUCGGAACGGGGUGGUUGGAGGCGAGGGUCUCAGGCUAGGCUUGGGGGCGGCGUGCUUGUGAGAGCCGUCUGAGAUCGUGACUGAGGGUUCCCGGGGUUUCUUUUGGGGCGGCAGAGGGGGUAUUCUGGGGGGCCCUGCUAUGGCUCUCUUGCCAGGAGGGGUCAGAGGGGCUCUGCAAGGGAGUUGACCCUGGGUAGAGCGGUGAAGUGGGCGGGGUGAGGUUCCUGCGUCUCUUGAAAAUGGAGCCAGUGAGGCGCCCAUGAGGCAGCCGGACAGAAGCUGGAGCCCUUGCUGGGCCUGGGUGUGAGAGCUGACCAUGGGUAGCCGGUGCCGGUGCCGGAGCUGAUGUGCAGCUUCCGGCCCUCCUAGCUGGCACCCGGGCCUGCGGAGGUGCUGUGGCCCGCAGCUGCCCCUCCGCCCACCCCUCUGCGCUGUGCCCUCCUCUCCCACCCUUCCUGAGAGCUGGGGAAAGGGAGGUCUUUGCCCUCUCCAUGGCCUGUGGAAAACUUUUCUGUAACCAGAAAGUCUCCAUACCCUUAUUCACCGAGGACCCUGGGCUUGGGGUCUUCCUCCUUUUUCCUAAAUCUUCCUUGUCUGUGAACUGUGCCCCCUGGACGCUGCUAAAGUGGAACCAGGAGUUCCCAGCUUUGUGCUGCCCCGGGGUGUCCAUCCCCCGUGCUCAUGGCAGCCUCAGCAACCAGCCCCAGUUCACCCCUCCGGCCGGAGGAUCUCCUGAGUGAGUCUUCAGAGCCCCCUGGCCUGAACCAGGCGUCCUCGGAGGUGACCUCCCAGCUCUAUGCGUCUUUGCACCUCAGCCGUCAGGCCGAGGCCACAGCCCGCGCCCAGCUGUAUUUACCCUCCACCUCCUUGCCUCCCGGUGAGGCUGUAGACGGCUUGGCCCAAGAGUUGAGCCGCAGCUUGUCGGUCGGAUUGGAGAACAACCUGAAGAAAAAGGAUGGUUCUAAGCAUAUCUUUGAGAUGGAAAGUGUUCGGGGUCAGCUUCAGACCAUGCUGCAGGCCUCUCGGGAGUCGGCCUACAGGGAUUCCCUUGCUGCAGGUGCUGGCUCAGAGAGACGGGAGGAGGACUCCUUUGACAGCGACAGCACGGCUGCCUUGCUCACCACCCGGCCCCUGCCAGACUUGUCUUCACCUAGCUCGGCGCAAGCCCUGGAGGAGCUGUUCCCCCGCUAUACCAGCCUUCGGGCAGGGCCCCCGCUCAAUCCCCCGGAUUUCCAGGGCCUGAAAGACGCACUGGAUUCAGAGCACACCCGCCGCAAGCAUUGUGAGCGCCAUAUUCAGAGCCUGCAGACCCGGGUGCUAGAGCUUCAGCAGCAGUUGGCCGUGGCUGUGGCUGCCGACCGCAAGAAAGAUGUCAUGAUUGAGCAACUGGACAAGACUCUGGCCCGCGUGGUGGAAGGCUGGAACCGGCAUGAGGCUGAGAGGGCGGAGGUGCUUCGAGGACUUCAAGAGGAGCGCCGGGUGGCAGAGCUCACCAGGAGUAAGCAGCAGGAGACAGUGACCCGCCUGGAACAGAGCCUCUCUGAGGCCAUGGAGGCCCUGACGCGGGAGCAGGAAGCCGCCAGACUGCGGCAACAGGAAAGAGAGACGCUGGAAGAGGAAAGGCAAGCACUAACCCUGACCUUGGAGGUGGAGCAGCAGCGGAGCCGUGCCCUGCAGCAGGAGCGGGAUGAGGCUCGGGCUGGGCAGCUCAGUGAGCGUCGGAAGCUGGAGACCCUUCAGGUCGCCCUGGAGGAGGAGCGGCAGAGCUGGGCCCAGCAAGAGCGCCAGCUGAAGGAACGCUGCCAGGCACUGCAGGAGGAGGGCCAGGCUCAGCUGGAGAGGGAGAAGGGAAGCAGCCAGAGGGAGGCCCAGGCGGCGCGGGAGGCGCAGCAGCAGCUGGCGCUGGCGCAGUCCGAGGUGCGGCGGUUGGAAGGAGAGCUCGACACGGCUCGGAGAGAGAGAGACGCCCUGCAGCUGGAAAUGAGCCUGGUGCAGGCCCGGUAUGAAAGCCAGCGGAUCCAGAUGGAGUCGGAGCUGGCUGUGCAGCUGGAGCAGCGGGUGACAGAGCGGCUGGCGCAGGCUCAAGAAAGCAGCAUACGGCAGGCCGCCUCCCUGAGGGAGCAUCACAGGAAGCAGCUGCAGGACCUCAACGGACAGCACCAGCAGGAACUGGCCACUCAGCUGGCUCAGUUCAAGGUGGAAAUGGCAGAGCGCGAGGAAAGACAGCAGCAGGUGGCGCAGGACUACGAGCUCAGACUGGCCCGGGAGCAGGCGCGAGUGCGGGAGCUGCAGAGUGGGAAUCGGCAGCUGGAGGAGCAGCGGGUGGAGCUGGUGGAGCGACUCCAGGCCAUGCUGCAGGCCCACUGGGACGAGGCCAGCCAGCUGCUCGGGGCCUCCCUCCCGCCUGCCGACCUGCUGGUUCCUCCCGCCUGCCCCGCCAGCCCUGGGCCUCAGGAACCAGAGAAGGGGGACAGGAGGUUCUGGCCCGUGCCCCCCGUGGCCGUGGCCCUGAAGCCAGUGUUGCAGCAGAGCCGCGAAGCGAGGGAGGAGCCUCCGGGGGCGCCGCCUCUUCUCUGCAGCCCCUCUUCAGAUCUCAGCCUCCUGCUGGGGCCCCCCUCGCACAGCCAGCAUUCCUUCCAGCCCCUGGAGCCCAAGCCAGAUCUCACUCCGCCCACAGCCGGGGCCUUCUCGGCCCUCGAGGCCUUCCCUGGCGACCACGGGGCGGAGCGGCCGUUCCCUGAGGAGGAUCCUGGGUCUGACGGCGAUGGCUUCCUGAAGCAAGGGCUGCCGCCGCCGGCUUCCCAGCUGGAGGGCCUCAAGAACUUCCUGCAGCAGCUGCUGGAGACAGCUCCCCAGAGCCACGAAAACCCCCCCACUGACCUGCUGCCCUCGAAGUCUGGUGCGCGGACUGUCCCGGCAUGGGAGGAUGCCCCUCAAGUGCCACGCCUUCCACCCCCUGUCCAUAAAACUAAAGUCCCCUUGACCAUGGCGUCCAGUCUUUUCCGAGCCCAUGAACCUCCGUCCUCCCAGUCACAAGGCAGUGGUCCUAGCAGUGGCUCCCCAGAGAGAGGUGGAGAUGGACUCGCAUCCCCGAAGCAGCUGAUGGAGGUGUCCCAGCUGUUGCGACUGUACCAGGCUCGGGGCUGGGGGGCUCUGCCUGCCGAGGACCUGCUGCUCUACUUGAAGAGGCUGGAACACGGCGGGACCGAUGGCCGAGGGGAUCCUGUCCCCAGACGGAACACAGACUCCCGCUUGGGUGAGAUGCCCCGGAAAGAGGCCCUCCCGCGCCGCCUCGCCACAGCCCCCAAGACUGAGAAGGCCCCCGCACGGAAGAAAAGUGCACACUCUGCUCCUGGCAGCGUGAGGGGCCGAGGGGGGGUGUGGAGAUAGGCCCUGCCCCCAUCAUCUUCUCCCUCCUCUCGUUACUAUUCUAAUAAACGCGUAGUAGCCUGUA